AUGGUAACUAGCCUUUUUGUGUUUCUAGAUGAUUUUACAUGGAUUCAUGGAAUCAAGGUAGCUCUUGGGUUUGCACGCCUCCUUGAAUUUUUGCAUGAUAAAGGACUUUGGGUUCACAACAUUACUCCGGAUCAUUUACUGGUUGACCAGGCUUUCAGUCUAAAACUAUUUGACUUUGGUGUGCUUGUUGGUGGAGUUUUUGGUGAAAUUUCUUACCAUAAACACGAAGGGGGAAGUGCUGGCUAUAUUGAUCUGCAUGGCGUUGAGAUAGGUGAUCAGUCAGACAAAAGAGAUGUUUUUUCGUAUGGUUCUGUACUUCUGGGGCUUAUCGCAAAAAAGGUGUAUGAUGAAGAGGAGCAUCUUCGUCUGGGAUUGAAGCAUUUAAUUUGUUUCUGGGCCUGGGUAGAGUACAACAAAAAACCCAAGUCUAAGUUCUUGUUGUUUCGCAGCAAAAAAGACAUCAAAGACCUCACUCUCACGUACUGGGGAGUGUACAAAGAACGCAAGUCUAAGUCACUUGUGCACGAAAGCCUUAAGAGUGAUCCAUCCUUUGAUGCUGGUGACAGAGUUGAAUUCACAGAACUGGCCAUGCACUGUGUGCAACGAAGCUUGGAGCAGCAACCAACCAUGAAAGAAGUAGUUUCUUGUUUGAAAAGUCUCAAAUGUUUUGGUGAUGUUCCCUUAGGUUAG
Molecule: messenger RNA, 690 nt
Organism: Rhododendron vialii
Lineage: Eukaryota; Viridiplantae; Streptophyta; Magnoliopsida; Ericales; Ericaceae
Product: probable serine/threonine-protein kinase PBL4
Exons: 3
Coding region: 1-690 (229 amino acids)
Biological process (GO): protein phosphorylation
Molecular function (GO): protein kinase activity; ATP binding
Source: RefSeq, a predicted model, not a curated record